AUGACAACUUCCAUGGAUUAUAAUCUUUUAUCCAAUGAUCGUCAAACCAUGGACAACCUGGAAAAGCAGCUGAUCUGUCCGAUCUGUUUAGAAUUAUUCUCCAAACCAGUUGUUAUUCUUCCAUGUCAGCAUAACCUGUGUCGGAAGUGUGCAAAUGACAUGUUCCAGGCAUCCAAUCCAUACUGGUCAACCCGUGGCAGUUCCACAGUAGGAUCAGGGGGUCGAUUCCGCUGUCCUUCCUGUCGACAUGAAGUGAUUCUGGACAGACAUGGAGUUUAUGGUCUUCAAAGAAACCUACUUGUUGAAAAUAUUAUUGACUUAUACAAGCAAGAGUCAAUCAGUUUUGUUCGCAGACCCGAAAAGAAGACUGAACAACCCAUGUGUGAAGAACAUGAUGAUGAACGGAUCAACAUUUAUUGUAUGACGUGUGAAGUACCAACAUGCUCCAUGUGUAAAGUAUUUGGUGCUCAUAAAGACUGCGAGGUGGCUCCACUCAAUAAUAUUUAUAAAAGGCAAAAGUCUGAACUCAGUGAUGGGAUUUCAAUGCUGGUAGCAAGCAACGACCGAAUUCAGACAGUAAUUACUCAGAUGGAAGAAACAUGCAGAAAUAUUGAGACUAAUAGUGCCUGCCAAAAGGAACUGAUGUGUGAAAAAUUUGAUGGUCUGUAUGCAAUGCUGGAGGAAAGGAAAAAGGACAUGCUGCAAAUCAUCACUGUGGAACAGGAAGAAAAAACACAGCAUGUUCGCUCAUUGAUUAGAAAAUAUGGAGAACAUCUCGAGGGGGUAUCCAAGGUUAUUGAGACUGGAUUACAGUGUAUGGAGGAGCCUGAAAUAGCAGUCUUUCUGCAGAAUACAAAACCUCUUGUUAAAAAGAUUUCAGAAGCAUCGAAAAUAUCACACAUGGAAAAGAUAGAACGUGGCUUUGAAAAUAUGGAUCAUUUUUCAGCUGAAUUUACAAAGGAAGAAAGGGUGCUCAGGGAGAUUGACUUUCAGAAAUCUGAAGAGGAGACAGAGGAACUGGAAGGUGAAGCAGAAGAAGUGGAAGCAGAAGAAACUGAAGAGAUUCACACUGAAGUGGAACAGUCCCAACAACAGGAAGGUACUGCCGAAGCUAUGUCAUCACCUAUAUCUCCAGCAGAGCCAGUACCCACAAACACAGCUGCAUUGGCGGUAGAAGUGGAAAAUGAUUCAUUGCCAGCAGAUGCUGUUCAGCAGGCCACCGCUGAGAUGACUGUAUUGGAGCCUGGAACUCAGUUGCUACCAACAGCAGCAACAAUAACAGCAGCAGCAGAUCCUUUGCUUUACCCUGCUUGGCAUAAAGCUCGUUCAUUGGACAAGAUCAGCCCUAAUUUGAACCCAGUGGACAAGAGUUCAGGUGAUAAUAACGGUCAGAUUGGGUCAAGAGCUCCUGCUGAGAAAGAUGUAAAGAAGCUGGAAGUAGACCACAGUUCAGUUGGACAGGAAGUGGACACUAAUGAAGCCAGUUCAGCUGCAGCUCAAUCACAGACUGGUUCUGACAACUCGGCUCCAGUCCAAAAUGAAGAGCGCGGCGGAGGCGAAGCGAAGGAAGAUGAGACACCCCGCCAUGUCUUCUCCUUCUCCUGGUUAAACACACUGGCUAAAUAG
Molecule: messenger RNA, 1626 nt
Organism: Pristis pectinata (smalltooth sawfish)
Lineage: Eukaryota; Metazoa; Chordata; Chondrichthyes; Rhinopristiformes; Pristidae
Product: tripartite motif-containing protein 54-like
Exons: 10
Coding region: 1-1626 (541 amino acids)
Molecular function (GO): zinc ion binding
Source: RefSeq, a predicted model, not a curated record